UGGACAGAGGUAUGACCGCAUCACCACUGGACAGCUAUCGUCAAAAGGCUUCAUUUAAUUGGAGUGAAUUAAAAGAUAUAGUUGAAGGACAAGAAAACGUGCAAAUAAAAAAAAGACUUUACGAGACGCUCGAAAAGGAACCACUUUUCGCUCGUAACUACGACCGGCUGUCACGGGAAGAACUUCGCGAGCUGAAUCAUCGACGCUGGAAGAAAAUUCUCGAAUUAAAACUGCCAUGUGAUCAAUUCGGCGACUAUCAAGCUUACCACUGUUUAUUGGAAGUACUGGACAUGUACGAUCAGGGUCUAUCAGCUCGUCUAUCACUGCAUAGUACGGUGAAUACACUUAUCUAUUGCAUUUUAAUAGUGUUCAUCACUGCGAUUUUUUCCAUGGGUAGCGAGCGUCAUCAGGAAAUACUGGAAAGGGCCAGGAGAAACGAGAUCGUUGGCUGUUUCUCUCUGACUGAACUCAGCCACGGAUCGAACACGCAAGAAAUCCAGACCGUGGCCACCCUCGAUAAUGGAGAAUUCGUAUUCAAUUGUCCAAAUGACGGAGCUAUUAAGGACACACGGACAUUUGAACCACUUCCGGGGAUCACAAUUGGGGAUAUGGGCGAAAAGCCGGGUGCGUGGAACGGAGUUGAAAACGGUUGGAUGGAAUUCAAGAAUCAUCGUGCGCCCUUAUGGACGUUGCUGAACAAAGGUUGUGAGGUCACAUCUGAUGGUAAUUACAUAUCGAGCUACAAAUCGGCCAGUGAGAAGCAAUCCAUCAGCCUAGGUGCAUUGUCCGUUGGAAGGUGA
Messenger RNA from Angiostrongylus costaricensis, 800 nucleotides. NCBI's taxonomy places the organism in Eukaryota, Metazoa, Nematoda, Chromadorea, Rhabditida, Metastrongylidae. The record is from the annotation of a GenBank genome assembly.